This is a messenger RNA of Prorocentrum cordatum, 1113 nucleotides long. Lineage: Eukaryota; Dinophyceae; Prorocentrales; Prorocentraceae. The record is from the annotation of a GenBank genome assembly.
GACGGAAGUGGGGUAUGAAUUGUUUUUGCAGCGCGUUGUCUCCCAGGAAGGCAGUCAGAGCUCUGCCAAUUCUCCAGAUGGGAUUUCUGUUGGGCUUAUUGCCCUGUAGGAUUCUUCCGUGCAUAGUAGAUGCCGCCGCUACGCGUGGCGAUCUUGCUUGUGGAGUUUCAAGGUGUGGCGGCGGGCAAUGUCUGCAAGUAGGUCAUGAACGCUCAAGCUUUAGGCUGGCUUGGCGAAUCCUGACGCUGCCACGGAUUUAGCUGGGCUUGUUUCUUCAGGAGCGCAGGUUGGUUAGCUUCACAUCCGCUGAAAGUCUAGCACAGCUUCACUGCGUCCUACUAUCCUCCUCGUCCUCCUCCAUCCAGGGUAGACCCGCGUGCCAGUUUGGUAUUUCCGUGUAUCGAACACCUGAGCUUCAGAUGGCGCGCUGCUUCGCCAGCGCCGCGCUUCUGUUGCUGCUGGCGCUCCCCGGGCAGGCUGUCACUGUCAGCAAGGAGGGCAAGGAGGGCACCGAAGCCGCGGUCGACGAGAGCUCCGAGAGGCCGCCGAAGCCCCUCAGCACCGCGCCGCAGCCGCUGGCGCCGUUCGGCGAGCCCGUCGUCGGGCAGGCCAGGAAUUCCGAGGCGGGCGACCGGGACAAGGCGCGGACCCCGUCGCUGCUGACGAUGAACGUGGACGACCAGCGGGUGCACAUGUGGGACUCGGCCCACUCGUACGUCAAGGGCGGCCCGCCUCUCAACAAGAACGGCGACACGUUCGACAUCCACCUGAAGUCGCAGAUCUGAGGGGCGCGGCCGGCAGGGACCUUCUGCACGCGGCUUGGUGGCGGUGGUGCUGCUCCUCCUGCGUGCUCGCGCUCCUCCUUGAAAGAGCAGGAGGCGCAGGAGGAGCAACAGACGCCGUGCGCCAUUCCUUACGCGGUUCCGCCGAACUAUUCUGUGUGCGUUUCUGGUCAAUCCGUCCAUGCGCUGGCCGUGGAGGUCGGCAACAAUAUCACCACCUCCAUGUUUCCAUGUUUUUAUAUACACAUAGAUUUCGACAUUUUGCUUACUAUGUAAAUGGCUUGCAAGUGUGCUCCUUUUCAUAAUAGGGCGUCCGCUGUAACGGCAGGCC